Molecule: messenger RNA, 282 nt
Organism: Schizosaccharomyces japonicus yFS275
Lineage: Eukaryota; Fungi; Ascomycota; Schizosaccharomycetes; Schizosaccharomycetales; Schizosaccharomycetaceae
Product: mitochondrial 37S ribosomal protein RSM19
Exons: 3
Coding region: 1-282 (93 amino acids)
Biological process (GO): translation
Cellular component (GO): ribosome; cytoplasm
Molecular function (GO): structural constituent of ribosome; RNA binding
Source: RefSeq, a predicted model, not a curated record
AUGAGAUUUACUCGUAUUCUGUUGUCACGAUCUGUUUGGAAGGGACCCAAUGUCGUUGACUUCGGCGUUGAUAUACGAGAACAUAUUCUCAAGAAGAUCCCCAUAAAAACAAAGGCUCGUUCUGCAACGAUUCUGCCUCAAAUGGUUGGAGCCGAUUUCAUGGUUCACAAUGGAAAGGCAUAUCCCAAAGUUCAUAUAACAGAAGACAUGGUAGGACAUAAACUUGGCGAGUUCUCCCUUACGAGGAAACCAUUUUCUUACCGAAAAACCAAAAACCGCUGA